Messenger RNA from Suillus clintonianus, 959 nucleotides. RefSeq lists its product as uncharacterized. The transcript is spliced from 2 exons. The annotation marks the transcript as partial. Lineage: Eukaryota; Fungi; Basidiomycota; Agaricomycetes; Boletales; Suillaceae. The record is from RefSeq and is a predicted model, not a curated record.
AUCUUUCCUCUCACUACUUAGCACAUCUCCGCUGCAAGUUCAUUGUGCUCGUCAACGUCUCCAAUGGUACAUUCCACGCACGAUGGUCGCUAGUUUGGUAGCUGCUGGAGUGCUUUGAAGUUUGGGGAGAUAAUGCAACAUUGUCGUGCACCUAGACACUCACACAGUACAAUAAUCUUGUGCUUGAUGAGGCCUUUGCCGUCCCUUUACGUACCACACAUACUAACUAGGGUACUGCGGCCUAUUCGCAUCAAUUCAGGCGACUUAGAGCUGAUCUACUACUUCCUAAGUAGCAGCUUGUAUCUCUACAUCACAGCACAAAGUCAAGAUCUACGCUCGAAUCGUGCCAUGCACCACGCUCUAUUUCUCCCUGACAUUACAUCUAAUAUCUUCGAGUUCCUAAAUCCGUUUCUAUCAGGACCCGAAGGCUCUCAUCAGCCCAAUCCACUUCGUCUGCAGGAUCUCGCAGCAGUUGCGACAACGUGCCAUGCGUUGAGCGGUCCAGCACUCGAUGUGCUAUGGGAUACUUUAGUAUGCUUCGGACCAUUGCUGAUGUGCAUGCCACCGUCCGUCAUUGAAGUUUGUGUCCGUGUUGUUGGGGAGGAUGACGACCCCGACCCACCAUACGAGGAACGAAGCAUUCACUUAAUUCGAAAACCUUUGCCCUCGGAUAUGUUACGAAUGCUUCCUUACGGUCGACGGAUCAAGAGGAUAGGUUCGCCUGUAGCCAAAUGUCGAUGGCCUCUCCCCGAUAAAUUUCGGAUCUCCAAUCAUGUCAUCAAUUGGCUUCUUUCGGUCUACCCUAUAGAGCUUUUUCUACCCCGUCUCACUCACAUGCGCUGUCCCCCCAGCAUCAUGAUGGAUGAAAGAGAGGACAUUUCAUGGGUGCCGUUAUCUCGGAGUCACCUCGCGAGUCUCGAAUAUUAUCUCACACUCGACAACAAUGUGGAAAGCUGGUC